AUGUCCUCCCAUAGUAAUCAACAGCAGCAACACCCGCUCCACCCACAACAACAACAACAACUACGAAAUGACAGUGUACCGCCCGUCCCCCUCCCACCCAUUCGAGAAGCUUGUGCUGGCACGAUUAGCUUCCAACAAAACAAAAUCGCGGACUAUGUCGUGUUACCUCCACUGACACCUUCGCCGCUCACUUCAGCGACGACGCCGACAAAUACUGUUGCUAAUACGACGACGACGCCGACAACAAUGACGCCAACGCCAAGUACGGUACCACAUACCAUAAUCAGCGGGACCGACGAUCCAAACACAAAUGAAAGUCUAACCGAGGCCGUGGCGACAUGCACACUCUUAUGCCAAGAAAUAGAGCAACUUCGACGUGGAUGGACAGAGUGGACCGUGCAAGAUCGAGAAACAAACUUGAAUCAGUUGUCCAGGGCUGCACAAGCGCUUUUACAUACAUUGAGAAAAGACACGCAGCCUGACGAGGAUGGGAUCAUGUCAUCAUCGUUCAAGGAGCAAGCAAACUUAGCAUCCGCAUCAUCAAUAGCAUCCACAUCCGCAUCAUCAACAUCAGCAUCAGCAUCAGCAGUAGCAGCGACUUCAUCAUCAUCCGUACGCGGCGAACCCCUGUCAACACAACCAGAAUAUGUAAUGAUCCGCCGGGCACGGAACUUGCAGGAUUCAAUCGGCAACAAAAAGACAACAAUCGGUCAACGAUGUCAUUCUUGCCACACUAACGAAACGCCCGAGUGGCGCCGAGGGCCAGACGGCGCAAGAACACUGUGCAAUGCGUGUGGUCUCCAUUACUCCAAGCUAGUGCGAAGAGGAUCGUUGACGGUUCAGCAUAACUAUGCUAUUGAAGAUACACGCAGUGGCAGUGAUCGAUCUACACCACCACCGCCGUCGACUGCAGCAGCACCGCCUCCGCCACGUGUUAUUGAAUACCCUGUUCGUGAUAUAUCUCCAGCACGCCAACAACACUCGUCUCAAUCCCCAGACAGAGUUGGACUUGCCAUUGGAAUCAGCAGCAGCAGUAGUAGUAGUAGCAACCUAAUAUCCUCUGAUCAUCAACAUACACAUCAACAGCAUCAGCAGCAUCAGCAUCCGCAUCAUCAUCGGCAGCAGCAGCAACACCCCCAUCAUACCUCAUUCAUCAACUACGUGUCAUUACCACCACCACUACCCGCAGAGCAUCGUCCAAAAGACGAUCCACCUUAA
Molecule: messenger RNA, 1218 nt
Organism: Zychaea mexicana
Lineage: Eukaryota; Fungi; Mucoromycota; Mucoromycetes; Mucorales; Lichtheimiaceae
Exons: 6
Coding region: 1-1218 (405 amino acids)
Biological process (GO): regulation of DNA-templated transcription
Molecular function (GO): sequence-specific DNA binding; zinc ion binding
Source: RefSeq, a predicted model, not a curated record